Messenger RNA from Peniophora sp. CBMAI 1063, 1458 nucleotides. Lineage: Eukaryota; Fungi; Basidiomycota; Agaricomycetes; Russulales; Peniophoraceae. The record is from the annotation of a GenBank genome assembly.
AUGAAGUUCUCCGCUGCCGGCGCCCUCGUCGCCCUCCCGGCAUUUGCCUACGCCCACGCCGACCAUCACCACGUCGCCCGCCAGGUUCAGGCUGCCGCUGCGGCCGCUUCCACCACCGGCUCAGCCGCUGCCUCUUCGGCAUCUUCCGCUGCUGCCUCCGGCACCUCUGCCGCGGCCUCUGCGGCUGGCACGACCGCCGCCGCCGGCUCAGCAAAUACGGAUACGACCCUUCCCGCCAGCUGGCUGUCAACCGGUGCUUCUGCGCUUCCUUUGGCCUCCAUCAACUCGGCCGCUGCUUCGGCCGCUACCCAGGCCCUCCCCACGCCGCAACCGUCUGGCACGAAGAACUCGCACAUCUCGAACGCACCUGGUCUCCCCGAUGCUUCGACGCUCGUGAUCGCAAACUAUCCGGCUCUGGACAAGACGCCCGACACCUCUUCGACCGAGGUCCAGCAAUGGAUUGCUGAGGUUGCCGCUUCGGGUGUUCAGAUCCCCGACAUUGAGCCGACCGUCGCUGGCGGUUGCGCUGCCAACGCCGCUGCCGCAGCUGACAAGACUCGCUGCUGGUGGACAUGCGGUGGCUGCACCAACGGCACUGACGUCGAGGUGUGCCCGACGAAGAACACCUGGGGUUUGACGUACGAUGACGGCCCCGCGCCGUACACGCCCGACCUUCUGGACUACCUCGCGGCCGAGAACCUGACGGCAACGUUCUACACCGUCGGUUCGCGUGUCCUCUCGUACCCUGGUCUCCUCCAGCGCGAGUACCUCGCUGGUCACGAUAUUGCCGUUCACACUUGGGCGCACCCGUACCUGACCACGCUCACCAACGAGCAGAUCAUCGCUGAGCUUGGUUGGACCAAGAAGGUCAUCAAGGACGUCCUCGGUGUUACGCCCCUCUACAUGCGCCCGCCUUACGGUGACAUUGACAACCGUGUCCGUGCUAUCGCCAAGGCCAUGAACCUCAUUCCCGUCAUGUGGACUCGUAUCUCCGAGACCGCCACCUUCGACACGGCCGACUACGACGUCCACGGCGGAACCGCGACCGUCGGUGGUGUCCUCCAGAACUGGGAGAACAUCCUCGCCAACGCCUCGUCGUUCGACACCGGUUUCAUUGUCCUCGAGCACGACCUGUUCCAGCAGACCGUCGAAAUCGCCACCGGCUACAUCCUUCCCGACGCGCUCGCGUACCAGCCCAAGCUCACGAUCGAGCCCAUCAUCACCUGCUUGGGUCUCGAGCUCGGCGACGCCUACAUCGAGACGAACGACAACAGCUCGAACCCGCUGCCCCUCAGCGCAACUGCUGCGCCUUCAGGUACCAAGACUGGCUCCGCUUCCGGUGCGCAGGCGACGGGCGGCAGCAGCAACAGCGACAGCUCGGCUGCGAUGCGCAACGUCGGCUCGGCCGGCGUUCUCGCCGCUACUGCGCUCCUCGGCGCGAUCGUUCUCUUCGCGUAA